GAAAUGUUAUAACGCUCUUAACGUAUGUAAUGUAACAAUUACGAAAUAGUACAUCAUAUUGCACAAUAUUACUUGUAUAUAAUUCGCAUAAUUAAAUCAACACGGUGAGUACUAAUAUCUUUGCAAGUAUGGCUUCCCAUAGUUUACAUGUUUGCGAAUCAAUAGUGCUCUUUCAGUAGUCUGCGAUGUCUUGAAGAAUCGCAGGCGACAUUCAUUUCCUUGAUAACUCAUUAUAGUUUCUAAAGUGUAUGUACAACAUGGAGGAAAUCAGCUAUCUGUUAAAGUGCUCACUGAAUGAACAGUUAAAUUUAAACAGGACACAGCUUUUGACGAAUGAUUCUAUAAGUAAUAUUCCCAGUGAACAUAUGCAAGUUGAGACAGUUGGAGUUGGUGCCAUUGUUGGUAUGCUGUUGGUCACAGUAGCUAACUUUAUAUUCAAUCAAAAGUUUCGUGCAAUUUUCUCUGCACCUUCGAGGAAGAAUGAUAAAGUUAUUGGAAAAGUAAAUUCAAAAACUCUGCCCAGAGCUAUCACUCUUUUAUUAGCGUUAUUGCUACCAUUAAUAAUUGUAUUUCUGCUCUUAGCAUUAGUGUACAAACUUGCGUGUGCUGUGAUAAUCAAGAACAAGGACAAAUAUUUCGUUGGUUUCUUAGACAGCUUCGACGUUUUCUGGAGUUUAGAAGACGAUACAACGAAGAGUGUCAUAUGUGUACUGGGAGUCAUAGAGUCUGAUUCACCUACUGCUCUCGUUCUAAACAUCAAACACAAGCUACUGAAUAUUUUCCCCAAUAAAGCCACAGAUAAAUUAUUCUUCAGAAGAAGAGAAGAAUAUGGAUUCUACUACUGGAGACGUUAUAGCAGUAUUGAUAUAAAUCAAUAUGUUGAAAUGGUAGAUUUACCAAAACAAUCUGACACGCUUACUGCCGAAGACUUGGAAAUCUUAAUGACUGAAUUAUCGAAUCAAUCACUGCCAUACAAUGAUGAGGCGUUAUUUAAAAUAUUGGUGACCAAGCAAAGGGUCAGUAAAUAUGGCCAAGAAAGAGGUGAAUACGGUAUUGUGUUCAGAAUCCACCAUUCAGUCGGGGACGGUGUUGCUUUGAUUGAGUUUCUAUGCAAAACCUUAGCUGAUGAUAAAAACGAAUGCACGGUUAAUAUGUUUGCGAAUGCUGAAAAGUUUAAUACUAGGAUCCAGGAUUCUCCAAAGAGUUUAAUAUAUAUGAUGGAGAAAUUGUUGGAAAUGCCAAUCUGCUUUGUGGAUGGGAUUAUUCGGGAACCAGAUGAUAAUUCCCUACAUGGACCAGUAUUGUUUGGUGAAAAAAUAUUCAAGUGGACAGAAUCUGAUGAAAAUUUGUUGACGAUGGUAAAAGAAAUUAAGGACAAUGUAGACGAUAUGAAAUUCACAGAUGUUUUAGCGACCGCUUUAUCAAGUGGCUUGCACAAAUACUUUUCAAAGACGAUGACCCAUAUUCCUAAGGACGUAGCAGUUGUGUUGCCAGUUAGAUUUCCUCCGCCUGCAACAGUUGACAAUGGUCUGGUUCUGGAAAACGAUUUUAGCGUGACUAUACUGGAUUUACCGGUGAAGUCGUGCCAAAGGGAAGAAGUUCAAGAACGUUGUGAUGAGCUGCGCAGGAGUGCUGACCCCCUGACUAACUACUAUCUUCUCAAGAUCUUCAACAGCGUCCUACCCAAACAAAUCCUGCUGCCCGUAUUCUACAGCAGCCAAGCGACCAUGGUAUUCAGCAACCUGCCUGGUCCCGAACGCCUAAAAAUUUGCGGAGGCAAUACGCUCAAGAAACUGGUGUUCUUUGUACCAUUGAAAGGGAAUACUGGUCUAGGAGUAACUGCGCUCUGCUACGACGGCGUUCUGAGGUUCGGCGCCGUGGCCGAUACGGCUCUGGUGUCUAACAGCGACCAGCUGGCUAUCAUCCUUGAUGGCAUGGUUGAGGAGAUUCAGAGGAUGCAUCAGACGAUACGAUAGAGGGAGAGAGAGAGAGGAAGGGUUUCGGCUUUGCAGUGGCUACUCAGUACAAGGAUGGAGACAGUCAGCUGUGGCCGUGCAUCUACCUCGAAUAGUAGUAGGUACCUAGUUGGUUUGAAAAUUUAAUAAUUUAAUGUACUUAUACAGUUCUGGACUCAGACGUAGAAGGUUCUGAAAGAGCGACUGUAAUUCAGUUUAUACUUUAUUAUGGGAUGGAAUAAUAUUAUUUUUUAAUUAUUUCCGAUGUUUCGAAGACGGCGUUGUACCCGUGGUCUCGAAGAAGACUCCUCGGAACGUCGGGCGUUAAAAAAAGCGGCUAAUUGUAAAGCCCGUAAUUGUGAAUUAAUAUUUUGUUUUGUUCCGAAUUGCUCUGUAAGUGUUGAUUAUACUGAUACUGAUUUUGAUUCUCAUAAAUCCACUAAAAAUCGCAUUAAAUUCGUUCAAAACGGUUGAAGCCCCCGCGUCCGACCGAUCCUUAAAUUACUUCUAGGUAGUUAAUUUUGUAAAUAAAAAUAUAUUUAAAUUA
This is a messenger RNA of Leguminivora glycinivorella, 2502 nucleotides long. RefSeq lists its product as uncharacterized. The transcript has 6 exons. Lineage: Eukaryota; Metazoa; Arthropoda; Insecta; Lepidoptera; Tortricidae. Bases 249 to 1976 code for a protein of 575 amino acids. Gene Ontology annotation, biological process: triglyceride biosynthetic process. The record is from RefSeq and is a predicted model, not a curated record. Gene Ontology annotation, molecular function: diacylglycerol O-acyltransferase activity; long-chain-alcohol O-fatty-acyltransferase activity. Gene Ontology annotation, cellular component: plasma membrane.